AUGGCAGUGGUGGGACUCGCACCACUGCUGGGACUCGCGUGGCUGCUUCGGGCGGCUGGGCAGACCGGGAGCUGUUCGGCAGGAGCCGAUGCCUGCACAGAAGAGCAGGUGGAGAGUGUCGAGGAGCAGAUCAAGAACCAGUACCUGAGCCUCCUGCAGACAUUCGUACCACCACGGAUGGAUAUCAUCGGCUGCGCUGGCGGCAGUGUCCCCGUGAAGACGCAGUGCACGGUGAACGGAAACGGCCCGAGCUGCACCUAUAAAUGCUUUUCUGGCGGACAGCAGCAGCUUGUCUGUGGGCCGAACGAGAUCAUUCACCAGGAGCACUGCAGUGGCGGCGGCUGUAGCUGGGGAUGUCAUGCCUAUAUGAGCUGCUUGAAGAAGCCGGAGCUCAUCGGUUGCAACCGGAUGAUUCCAGCAACCUGCAUGUGGGCCUGUCCAGGCCCGGCCUCCAAGUCCAGGCUGCAGUGCCCUGAAGGUGUGGAGCCUGGUCAGACCUUGACUGAGAGCAAGGAGGGCAUAAAUUGGGUCUGCUGA
Messenger RNA from Symbiodinium necroappetens, 537 nucleotides. NCBI's taxonomy places the organism in Eukaryota, Dinophyceae, Suessiales, Symbiodiniaceae. The record is from the annotation of a GenBank genome assembly.